ACCUAGUUUUCUUCCGUGCCUUUCCCAAGUUACGUCGCUAUCCCAAAACGCUCCUAGUUGUACCGUUUCAAUUCUCACACCUAGCUCUUUCUCUAAACCUCCGUAGAAGGCAUUAAGUCAGCUUCACCUGAACGAAAACCUCCAUUUCAUCUUCGUGUACCCAUGUCUCCUUCAAUUCCUAACUACCAUUAACCACGAACUCAUCUAACAGAAGCCAAAAUUACACGUGCGCGUUCACUCCCCACAAAAUAGAGUACCCAGAAACCCCGACUGCAACAGCAGCUCUCUUUGGUUCCUUGUCCUAAUAGCUUGAAUACCCACAGAUACACAGAAGCCUCACUUCAUUCCAGUGUUUUAGCACCUCCCUGAAGAUUCGCGAAGCGCUCCAUCAACGCCAGGACCCAGCCUUCAACGACCAGUACCUCACUUUCACAGGCCCAAUAUUCCUUCUCCCUUGUCACGCGCAUUUGUCUCCAAGCUCUAAAGAGAGUACUUUGAGUUCCUUCCCCCUCAGUUGAUUCCCCAUCACGCGGUUCUGCUAGCUUCAGAUCUCCAUUUGGCACGGCAGGGCCAUUAUUCAUCAACCAAAACCAUUCUUCUGCUUCUCCGAUUCGUUUGUUGUGGCAUAGGCGAGGUCAAAGGAAACAGUAAUGAAGAGAACUUCUGCUGUUUGUGCCAUGGAAUGGAGCAUUGAGCUGGAAAUGGCCCUUCGGUCCAAAAAGUCAGGUCAAGCUGUCAAGGCCAUACAACAGAUUGGGUCAAGAUUGCAGCAGUGGAGCAGAGAACCCAAACCCACAAUGGCAGUGUACAAUAUGUUUGACUUAGUACUAGGUGAAGAUAGACUUUUUGCCAAUACAAUCCUCUUACGGCUUGCUGAUGCCUUUAGAUUGGGUGACAAAGAUACAAGGCUUUCUGUUGUAAGGGUUUUCUUAUCAGUGUUUAGGAACAGUUACAAAGAAAAGAAAGGUAAACAGUAUGAAGGGAUUUUAUCAAAGGCCAGGAUAGACAACCAAAUGGAGCUUUUGAAAAGAGUAAAACUUGUUUUUGAUACUGGAGAUGUUGAGUCAAGAGCACUGUCUUUGAUUCUGUUUGGUUGCUGGGGCGAUUUUGCAAAAGACAGUGCUAAUAUACGAUAUCUAAUACUUUCCAGUCUAGUCUCCUCUGAAAUAUUGGAGGUAAAAGCAUCUUUAUUUGCUGCAGGUUGCUUUUGUGAUUUGGCAGCUGACUUUGCAUCUGUUGCCUUAGAGAUACUGCUUAAUGUUGUAAUUUCACCCAGCACAUCAAUGGCCAUAAGAAUAGCUGGGGUACGGCUUUUUGCAAAAAUGGGGUGCUCAUAUUCAAUUGCAACUAGAGCUCACAAGAUAGGACUCAAGCUGGUAUUAGAUUCUUCAGAAGAUGACUUUUUGGUUGCAAUACUGAUUUCCCUCUCAAAACUUGCUGCUAAAUCAACCCUUCUUCUUUCUGAACAGGUGGACGUACUUUUGUUUUUUCUCAGCCAAGAGAGAACUUUGAGAUUGCGAGAAACAGCAUUAAGGUGCCUUAAUUUCGUAUAUAGGAAAGGAGUUUGUUACUCUUCUGUUAGUACACAUGUAAUCAGAACAUUACUCAGAACAUUAGAUGAAAUCGAACUUCCAUCAGUCAUGAAAUGUGAAGCCUUACAAAUCUUGCAGACUCUAGUAUGUGGACUCCCUGAACUUUCUUGUGACGAAAUGCUUGAUUUUACCAAUCUGUUGAACAUUAUUGAGAAAGAAGCUCAGUCACCUAUAAUGUCAGAAAGCGUGCUAGCAAUUCAUGUUCUUGUGGAUAUAUCAACAAGACUCAAGGAAAGAAGACAAGUAGGAUCUGAUGGGGAUUGUUUCUUUUCUCUGCCUAUGAGGAUCAUCUCAGUAAUUAUGGAUCAGAUCAUUUUUCUGUUGAAGCCACUGUUGGAAGGUUGUCAGAAUAAUUCUAAAUUAUCUCAGGAAUUUCAGAGCCUGCUCAAUGUUCUUCUUUCUUUAGUUGGAAAACAUCCAGAUCUAGGUAUCUUGGUGCUGCAAAAAUUUGGAUCAUUUGUAGAAUGUCUUGUGGAUGUGCAUGACAACAUCAUGACUUCAAGGCAAGCAGGUGUAUCAGAGUAUGAGCAAAUAGAUUUUAGGGUACAAAAGAGCAAGCAUAUUAGUUUAAGUCUUGCAUAUAAUGUCCUCCAGUUUCCUCUAACUUGCAUUGAGAAUCUCAAUGAAGCUGGCGCCAUUAGUGCUGAAUUACAUGAUAAAUUUAAGUUAUUGGUUGGGCAGGUGCAGAGUUGCAAUCUAUGUGAUCACUAUAUAUAUCUCAUCUACUCUAUACUGUUGCACUCUCAAGUUAUCUGGGGUUGCGUGGUCAGAAACAGCGAGGAACCUUGUCGUGUUGGUAGAAAUUUGGGUAUCUCACUUUGUAAUCAUUUGGGUAAGCAUGAAGUUUUCUCACUUGAGCAUGUAGAGAAAAUGUUAGCAGAGAGGGAUAACUGGCCUGUGUACAAAGCUGGGACAUAUGCAGCAUAUCAGGGAGCAUGGGUCACUGCUGCAUUUGUAUUUGGGCAACUAAUAGGUAAGGUUUACUCUGAUUCCUGUUCGUAUUGGUUAAAAGCAUUAGCUCAAUUUGCUGUGUCUGAGGGGAAAAUUCUACUCUCCCUCUUUCCAAAUCUCAGGAGGAAGCUAAUAGAUUUGCUAAAGGUUAAAGAAUUUCACAUCACAUUUUUUGGGGAUAGUCUUGCUGAAGUUGGCCAAGGUGCUGUUGGGAAUAUAAGUGAGCCUUGUUGUACUGAAGUGCUUGUUGGGGCUUAUAAUGGUAUUUGCUCAUCUGGGGAAACAUUAAAAUCCAUUGCCAUGUUGGGAAAAUCAUGUUGUUUCCAGAGAUGGUUUUUGGUUAUGAGACGGAAGGUCCUUAGAACUGUGGUGGAUGGACUUAAAGUUCUGGGUACCAUUCCACUUACCCAGGUCAGUAUUAGCAACAAUGGACAGGUUGAUACAAGUGUUACAGUUAAAUGUCUUGACUGUUUGCGGCAAAUUACUCAAAUAUCAUUUCAAUGGAAGAGUCUAGCACAAGAAUUUGAUCUCAUUGCAAUGUCUUUCAUUGGCAUGGACAGGAGAAGUUCAAAAAUUAUUUCAGCACUAGCGUUGGGUUGUUCACUACUGGCUUUCACAAGUGGAUUUGCUCUUUACUUUUCAAACUUGCCUGACCAUGUAAAUUUAGUUCUACGUGAUCUGGAAAGCUCAAUGAACUAUUUACAGGGAUUGUUAAUACAAGAUUUAGCUUUGCGGUUGUCGCUUGUAGACCAGGAGAUCUGUUAUAAUUUAUCUCUGCUUUUAGAGGUCAGUGGACAGUCCAAAAACUGUUUUCACUUGCAGACUAGGAAUCAAAUAUUAAAUGCUGGUGGUGAAGUAAGAGAUAUUCUUAAUGCUUGCAAAUAUGCUGUUUCUGUUAUUGGUAGCUUACAAAACGAGUCAAAGGGAGUGCAAAAUGAAGAGAUUCUAACUCGCAUUAUUAAGGAUGGUUUCCAGCUUGUGUUGAAGACUAUCACUGAAUGGUUGCACAUCCCUUUCCGAACCCCAAAGUAUUUCUUUAAAGUGAGGCCAUGCGUUGGUUCAGAGCUCAUUGCGUUUGGUGGAGACAGUAGAAACUCAAAUGAGUUAACUGUGUUGCAAGGCUUCCACUUAUCAGUAAAUCUGUGUGUUCAAUUGAGGAAUGUGCCGCCGAAGCUGAUAGUUGGGAUGACAAAAUUGUAUUGCGUUCUUUGUUCUAGUGCAUCUUUCCAGGAGCCCAAAUCGAGUGCAGAAACCGGAGGACAAAUGCAGUUAGAUUACGAGGAUUGGGAAGUACCCGGUAUGAUUUUUAUGAAUGAAAAAUUAUGGCACCACGUAAUCGAACAUGCAAAGAAGACCGAUAAAUGUAAACGUGGUCGGGAUUAUGAAACUAGUAGCAAUGAUGGGAUUGUGUACAGAUUUGUGUGUUUUGAGCUAAAUGAUAGAGGGCAAGGCUUUUCCAGUUGCCUGCUUGAUGUUUCUGAUUUUCCAGUUGGUUCUUAUAGAAUCAAGUGGCACAGCUGUUGUAUAGACGACCAAGGCUCUUAUUGGAGCCUCCUUCCGCUAAAUGCUGGACCUGUAUUUACUAUACAGAACCCCUCUGUCGUAAAUUAAGUUUCUAUUUUUAUUUUUA
Molecule: messenger RNA, 4173 nt
Organism: Manihot esculenta (cassava)
Lineage: Eukaryota; Viridiplantae; Streptophyta; Magnoliopsida; Malpighiales; Euphorbiaceae
Exons: 8
Coding region: 651-4154 (1167 amino acids)
Biological process (GO): snRNA 3'-end processing
Cellular component (GO): integrator complex
Source: RefSeq, a predicted model, not a curated record